Messenger RNA from Mucor velutinosus, 4218 nucleotides. RefSeq lists its product as uncharacterized. Gene Ontology annotation, molecular function: catalytic activity. The transcript has a single exon. NCBI's taxonomy places the organism in Eukaryota, Fungi, Mucoromycota, Mucoromycetes, Mucorales, Mucoraceae. The record is from RefSeq and is a predicted model, not a curated record. The coding region runs from base 1 to 4218 and encodes 1405 amino acids.
AUGACACACUAUGCUACUAACCCACCUAUGACAGAUUAUAGAUCAACUAUUAAGAUAGGCUCACUCAAUUGUCGAAGUCUCAGUAAGCUCUCCAACCCAACCACCAGUUCCGAAUUUGUACGAUUCCUUCGUAAUCCUGAACUGAAAUAUGACAUUCUAUGCUUCCAAGAAACCCAUGCUACCGAAUCAGUCCGUGAACGACUGAAUAUGCAAUUUCAAACCAACACCAGCAUCUGGACAUCCCACUGUGGUAUUGUCUCCCUCAACCCAAAAAUCAUCAUCCAACCGCUCAACGUUACCCUUGAUGACCGGAUUAUAGUGUGUCAGGUAACACACUGUAAUGCACUCUUUUCACCCAUCACACUCGUUAAUAUUUAUGCUCCUGCCACGGCGUCGUCCAGAGCCCACUUUUAUUCACAACUGCUUACCAUUCCACUCUUUCACCCCGAUACCUGGGCUCUGGACACCUUUCCCAUCACCAUUGACAUCCAACCACCUCCAAUAUCUACAGAGGAACCAUCCACGAUUGCAGUGGAUCGUGAAUCUCUGAUUAUACUAGGUGACUUUAAUUAUCAUGCUACCUCUUAUGCCAUUGACAACACCAACUAUACUACUGAUUCUUUCUCUCCCCCUAUACAGUCAGAUCAACCCCACCACCACUCUGCCAUGCUGGCUCAACAUCGCUGGCAUGACUUACUCAGCAAUCACCUCAUCGAAUGUACCCGCUCAAAACAUGAUGGGCCACUUUUACCAACAUUCCGUCGCGGGACCUCACGGUCGACCAUCGAUUAUGUCUACUGCUCACCAACGCUAUUUCAACAACUACACUCGUCCUCCAUUGAUUUUAUGUGCUCCCAAUGGACUGAUCAUGCCAUCCUCAAUACCACCUUUCAAUUCUCCUCCUCUCAACAGGGUACUGGACUUUGGCGAGCUAAUCCCCAGCUAGCAAAGAACGAGUACUUCGUCACCGAAAUCCACCAGGCGUUAGAUCAGUUCUUCCAGGAACCAGGUACUUCCCCUCAAGCACAAUGGGAUGCACUCAAGGCCGUAGUGAAAACCAUUGCCCGUCGCAUUGGUCGCCGCCACAGCUCUUGGCGCAACCGACAGCUCAAAAGGUUUCAAAGGAAACGCAACCAGUUGUUCAAACGAUAUCAGAAUCAACCAGCCAUUCUCCGAGAACGAUUACCCGUUAUCGAGAAACUCAUCAGCGAUCUGCAACAGGAGAUCUCCAUCCAACAAACCAUUCGUGCGGGUAAAAUGUGGCGUGAACAGGGUGAAACGUCUGCCGGAUACCUCAAACGCACAAUCGCCACUAGACAAAUUCAACGCACCAUGUUAGCUCUCCAACAUCCAGACACCCACUCCAUCUGCGAUACGGCAGAGACUAUGCAGGAUGCUGCAGUAUGUUUUUAUCGUAAGCUAUAUACUACUGACUCCAUAGAUUAUACCAGCAUCUCUGAACUCUGCAACACCAUCCCUGCCUCAGCACAGAUCCCAGUAAACAGCCAACCCACCUUGGAGACGCCAUUUACCAUCGACGAGAUUAUGACUGGUGCACAGCGGUCGCCCAACCAUAGCAGCCCAGGUACGGAUGGCCUACCCUAUGAAAUCCUAGCGGUGCUAUUAUCCCACCAACAAACAGCCCAACUUGCCCAUGCCGUCUUCAAGGAGGCUCUUACCCUCGGUAUCUUUCCCAACAGCUGGCUCACUACUUGCAUGUGCCUGCUCCCUAAAAAGGGCGAUCUCACAGACCUGAGGAAUUUUCGUCCCAUCUCGUUAAUCAACUGCGAUGCUAAAAUCUUCACACGCCUGCUCAAUCAGCGUCUGAUGCCACAUAUGCAACAAUUAAUCAGCCCCCAACAACUUGGAUUCAUGCCGAACCGCUUCAUUGGCGAGCACGGCUUCACAUUACAGACCACCAAACUCCUAGCUACUACCAACCAUUCAUCCACCAUUGCUCUUCUUUUGGAUCAAGAAAAAGCAUAUGAUCGUAUUCAUCCCGAAUAUCUUCAACACAUUAUGCUCCAAUUUGGUAUUCCACAAUCUUUAACACACUGUAUCAUCUCACUUUUCUUCUCCACUAACAUUCAGAUCAACAUUAAUGGCCACAUCACCAAGGCACCUCUCCCUCAAGAAAGAGGCCUUCGCCAAGGUGAUCCACUCAGUCCCCUCCUUUUCAACAUUGCUUUUGACCCUUUCCUCCGCUCCAUUCAACAGAACCCUACCUUUGAGGGUUUCCAUGUACAACAAGAAGCCCCACCACAUCCAUCACCUACUGCCGACGUGGACGAUCUAACCGAAAGCCUCACCAACUCAUCCCCUCCGCCAGACUCCCCUCGCAACACUCCUUCAGUCUCUCCCACCCAUCGCAAUCCAAUUAAGUACAAAAUUCUAGCCUAUGCAGAUGACACAUUAGUCUAUUUGAAGAACUUUUCGGAUUUUCUUCUUCUGCAGGACUCUAUCAAUGCAUACAUGAAAGCAUCGAAUGCACUACUAAAUUACAGAAAAACUAUAGCCAUUUCGCUCUCUGGACAACCACAACCAGAUUGGCGCGAGUUUCUUGCUACUCACCAAAUCCACCAAAUGCAUGACCGCACCUCUCCUGAUCCAGUAACAUAUCUUGGCUAUCCCAUAUGCUCCAGUUUAUCCCAACGCAACCUCGCUUUCCAGCAACUCUACAACAAUAUCCAACAAUGCAUCCAUAUUCACUCCCAACGGAACCUCUCCAUUCGUGGAAGAGCUACCGUUCUCAACACACUCAUUUUCUCGAAACUCUGGCAUGUCAUGCGCAACUUUAUUUUCACCAAAGCUCAAUUACUCUCCUUACGCAGCCUUGGGUCCUCCUUCAUUAACUUUCGUAUCUUCCCCAAACUUUCCUUUAGAACCCUUCAACAGCCUCGCCAUCAUGGCGGCCUCCAAGUUUUAGAUCCCAUUGUCCAACAACAAGCUCUCCAAUGGCGCUGGAUUUGCCCCCUCAUUUUAGCCGCCUGUCAUUCACCACUAUUACCGACAUACACCACCCCAAGCAUUCCACUCCUCCAGUACUCCCUGCAAUGGUAUUUCCACUCUACCGCUUUCUCUGAUUACUUUUACUACUUACUCUUUCCUGCUGCUCGACAAACCAUCUGGUUCCAACAUCGACCCAGUCCACACCAAGCUUUCCUUAACAUACUCACCAAUGUCAUUACCACCAUGGAUCGAAUACCUCGUUCCUUCACAACCUGUCACUUAGAUUUUCAUACAGGUUUAUCAUUACCUUUCCUUGAAAUUAUCUUACAUACCCUCCCUUCUACUCACCCCCAUUUCUCUUCUUUCACAGCUCCAGAUCAACUGUUUGACCGACAUCACGCCGUCCAGAAACUGCUCGCAAUAGAUGUGUUUACCUUUGACUUCGACUUACAAGUGAUCCGUCUUAGAAACUGGACCUUCCUUGAGUUUUGCCAUUAUCCAAGAAUAUCUCAUCGAGUUGCCCGUUGGAUUGAGGAAGGCCAAAUCUACCUCCAACCAUUCUUUCUCGCUCUCUGCCGUCAGGCCCCUCGCCAUUCAUUUACCAGUGCCUCCUUUGGUGCCAACCCCCACAACAUCCGCCCACUCAUUCGCCGUCUAAUCAAACCUAUAACACCACUACCUUCAACAGUGCCACUCAACAGUAUUCAAUACUACAAACACUUGGUUUCCACUGACAUGCCCACCAUCAACACUUCACCUCUUUCCCCCUCCCAAUGGCGCCUCUUUUGGAAACUACCUAUUCUCCUUCAAUCCCGAACUGUAUGGUAUAGACUUAUCCAUCGAAAAAUUCCCUCCAAAUCGAUCCUCCACCACUUCAUCCCCACAACUCACCCUUCACCUUCGUGUCCUCUCUGUUUGACCCAGAGCCCGGAGGAUAUCCAACAUUUCUUCUUUACUUGUCCUCUCAAACUCGCUGUAUGGCGGUUCCUCGCCACUACAUACCUAUCCCACACACCGAUGACCGACGACGUCCUUCUCCCAUUCCUCCACGGCAUUCAAACUCUAUCCAUAGCUGAACCCACUCGCUCUGCCUCCUUACCUUUUCCAGAGCUUACCGUUUACCAAGUUUUCGCUACCAGUCUACUCUGUAUAUGGCAAGCCCACUGGCGCUCCAUCUUCGACCAUGUCCCUUUUGUCACUCUCAACGUUAACACAUCUAUUGCCCGUUCUCUGUCUCGCUUGGAAUCGGAAUUACAGUUUGAUUUGUAA